GUCGUGCGGUUCAGCGAAGAAGUGUCGCAAGCGGUGCCACUCCGGCAAGGGGUGCCCCAGGGCACGUGCCUAGGGCCGUUCGUCUGGUGUAGUUUUGUAGACGUGCUACUCCAGGAACUGGCAGAGCGGUGCCCGAAGGUGCAGGUGCUGGCGUACGUGGACGACCUCGCGCUGACCUGCGAGUACGAAGAGAACACAAAGAGCGAAGCACAGGCACAGCUCCAGCACGCGUCGGACAUCGUCUCAGACUUCUGCAAAGCGAGCAAUGUGGAGCUCUCCCCCGGGAAGUGCGCGUAUACGGUCUUCCAGACGGAGUUCGCGUGCGAACUCGACGAGUUGCGCCUCACAGGCUCCGGCGAAUCACUGGUC
Molecule: messenger RNA, 369 nt
Organism: Amoebophrya sp. A120
Lineage: Eukaryota; Dinophyceae; Syndiniales; Amoebophryaceae
Source: the annotation of a GenBank genome assembly